AUGGAAGGAAAUGUCGCUAGAGCUGCGAGGAAAAGACAAUGGGCAAAGGUUCGACGACUGGUGGAACAAGGAGGGAACGUGAAUGAUGUGGAUAAUACAUCGUACAGAACAACAGCUCUACACUUUGCUGCCGCGUGUGGAAAUUCAGAUAUUAUUUCGUUCUUGCUGUCACGAGGGGCGAACGUCAGUCAGACAGACUGUAGUGGAUAUACGCCGCUUCAUGAGGCUGCUUAUAAUCAUGGUGUCGAUAUCUGUCAACUGUUAGUUGAUCACAAAGCAGACGUUACUUCUGUCAACACUAGAGGUGAAACUCUCCUUCACAGAGCUGUAGUUUGUUGGCCUGACUCUCCCCCUGCAUAUCACCUGAUAACAAAUGAGAGUGUGAAUGUAGCAGAUCGUCAUGGUGACAUCCCUUUACACAUAGCAGCUAGAAAUAUAGACAUUGAGACUGUCCAGCUGUUAGUGGAUUGUGGAGCAGAUGCAGCUUGUAGCAAGAGAGAUUGCCCUGAGGUUUGUGUGAUGCUCAUAGCAAAGGGAGCUCAAGUGAAUGCUACAGAUGGCAAUGGAGACACAUCUCUACAGGUUGCAUGUCAGAAAGGAAAUAUGAAAUCAGCUGAUGUGUUAGUUGAAAAUGAUGGUGAUUGCAAUGUAUUGAAUGUAUGUGGUGAGACAUUACUGCACUUGGCUUGUAAGAGUCGUGUUGAAUGUGUUGAGUUAUGUGAUAAGUUGAUAUCACAUGGAGUGAACCCUCAUAUAGCUGACAGAGAAGGAAACUUACCUUUACAUGUUGCUUUCAAGAACAGACUUGCUAAGACAUUUGGCUGGCUAUUUGAACAGUUGGGUUAUUCUACAUUAAAUGACUUAGAAAAGGUGAAUAUUGGUAAGGAAGAUCUUGUAGCCAAUUUAGAUAGUGCCAAUGAAGCUGGUGACACUCGUUUGUGUCAUCACAUUUUAGAACUAAUUGCUAAGUUAGACACUUCAAAAAGAUUUAGUUUGAGUGCAUUAAACUGUCGUUCCAGAUCAGGUUACUUACUCCUUCACACAGCAAUUGAACAGCAGGACUUUACUUUGUGUCAGUAUUUGAUUGAUCAUGGAGCAUCUGUAAAUGCUGAGGUUGUACCUCUACACAAUGAUCGACGUCGAAUUUAUAAUGAACAUCCUCUACAUCUAGCAGCAGAGUUGGGGGACAUUGACUUAUGUCGUUUACUGAUAGAACACGGUGCUAUUGUUGAUGCUGAGAUGAAGGGAGGGAGAACUGCAUUACAUUUAGCCAUAGUUAAACAGGAUAACAAUGUAGCACAACUUCUUAUGUCACAUGGAGCUGAUUUGAGGAAAGUUGUAAUUGGAAAAGAAUCUGCUGUGAAGAGAUCAGAAAAACGAGGAAAUCUCAAAAUGGCAUCAAUCAUUCAAGCUUUUGAAACAUUUCCUGAAGAGAUUGUGUCUCAAGGAGAGGCAGCAUUGCGUAUCUAUCUGUCAAGUUGUGAUGAGGGAUCAGCAGUGAAUGUGUUUUUACGUGUUGAUGUUGUCGGUCGUGAUGGUGCCGGUAAGACGAGCUUAACAAAAUCUCUCACUCUGCAGAAGUUCAAUCGUGAUGAGCCGAGCACAAGAGGAGUGGUGUUUGAUCCAAAGUGUCAGAUUAUUGUGAAGGAAGCAUGUGACUGGACCAACCCUCUCACAAGUGCUGACUACACAGAAAUAUAUGAGAAGAAUGUUGUGAUCAAUAUGGCAGAUACACUCGACACACCACAAGUGAAAGAUCAAUAUUUCAAGUCAAAAGAAGGUCAACCACCAAAGAGACAGAAACGCAGUCGUGUUGCAAGCAAAUCGUCAAAGCAAGACUCAAACAUGCAAGCAGUCUCUGUUCCCUUUACUGAUGAUAUUGAGGUUGCAAAAAGUCAGGAAUCACAAGUUGAUUUUGUGCAGCAGUCACCCAUUCCUUCUCCUAUUAUGAAUGCAAUCGAAUCUUUGACACAGGAUUUGGAUUUACAAUCAUUCCCUGCUAUGUCUGAGGAUGACAUUGAAUCUUCACUGUAUCAUGGGGUUGAUUCAUCCCAGAUGUCAUCCAUACAUUCUCCUGUUAUCAAUCCUAUGUUGAGUGUUGCUAUAGCUACUAAUGAGAGGUCUGAUGAUGUCUCAUCAUUGUUGUCGGAGACACAGCAAACAAUUUCAGCAGUUUCUGAACCUCCUCAGUUGGCUGCAUCAGAUAUGCAACAGUCACUGCAGAUGCCAUUAAAUUUGUCAACAUGCAAAGAUUCUAACAUCUUUCCUCCCAACACAGCUACAGAAUGGCAAUCACCAAGUGGUACAAACAUGCAAGUUGUCUCAGCAUGUUCCACAUCACAUGAGCAGCUUGAAAGAGAUUCAAUGGAUGUAGAUAAGUCAGUUGAAGAUGAACGAGACAGUAACUCUAUUGUCACAAGUUUUGGUAGUCGUUUACCAAGCAGUCAACAAGAACGAGAACAGCAGCCUAAAAAACAAAGAGUAAAGAAACGAAAAAGAAAGGCAGUUGAAUCUGCAUCUUCAUUUCAAGAAAUUGAAUAUGAAGGCAUUAGAAUGAGUGAUGGUUCUAAAUGUCAAAACAUUACGCAGCCCAAAAUAAAGAAAACUAAUACGACACAAUCAGUCAUAAGGAAUACUGAUGUGCUGUCAUCUGACAAUCAAGACAUGCAACAACAACAACAACAGCAACAGGAAGGAACAAAAGUCAAUAGAAAGAAGCAAACAAAAGCUUCAUCUUCACAAUCUGAAGAGACAUUGCCUCUCAAUGUUGAUGAAUCUUCUACUGAGAACACAACUACUUUACCUCAACACAUUCAAGAAAGGGUUUCUAAGAGUUUGAGAGAC
This is a messenger RNA of Corticium candelabrum, 2844 nucleotides long. Its product is annotated as ankycorbin-like. The annotation marks the transcript as partial. Gene Ontology annotation, molecular function: protein binding. The transcript is spliced from 3 exons. The record is from RefSeq and is a predicted model, not a curated record. NCBI's taxonomy places the organism in Eukaryota, Metazoa, Porifera, Homoscleromorpha, Homosclerophorida, Plakinidae.